AUGCAAACAGAAGCAAAUGAUUUCCUCGAGAUGCAGAGAGGUGAUAGACAAGAUGUUAGAGAAGUUUCUGCCGAUUUACACCAGUGCCUAGAAAGAAUUAAAGCAAUGUGUAGCGAUUUUGCUCCAAAUGAUAAUUACCAGCAAUCUGAUGACUCUAGCGAUUCAGAUGUUGUUUGUUUAUAA
Trichomonas vaginalis G3 is the source of this 183-nucleotide messenger RNA. RefSeq lists its product as uncharacterized. The transcript has a single exon. The record is from RefSeq and is a predicted model, not a curated record. Bases 1 to 183 code for a protein of 60 amino acids. Lineage: Eukaryota; Parabasalia; Trichomonadida; Trichomonadidae.